CGGGCCGUCGUCUCUGCAUUUGCCGUCCGCCUAGCUUUCUCGGCUGGAGCCGCGGUGGACGCCGCACCCAUGUCAUCUUGUGUGUAUUAGAUAGGCGGGGUUAGAGGGUGGAAAAAUAAUAACCCCGCCACCUUCCUCUAUCACCCCAUUUAAAACAAAAUACACUCUCACCGGUCGCCUCGGAUCACGGCGAUUUUCGCGAUAGAAGCUAGUUUCAUGGGAUAUGAAAGGAAGUCUGAGGAGGAACUCUUGUGUGUUUAUACAGAGGAUGUGUGUGAGAAAGUAGUGGCUUCCUUCCUAAUAUAUAAGGAUAAGUAGCUACCCAGUGGGAGUGCAAGACCGGUCAAAUGCAGGCAGAUGACGUACGAACACAUGUCGUCAUCAACUUCAACUGUGCUCAAAGCCUCAAUUAGAGGAGCCUAGAAUACCUUGCCAUGAAUGGUGACUCUGGUGUAGGGGUGGUUACUUCCCCACCCCCAUCAACUGCUCCACACAAGGAGAAAUACUUCGACCGAGUUGAUGAAAACAAUCCAGACUACCUCAGAGAGCGGAAUAUGCCACCUGACUUGCGUCAGGAUUUCAACAUGAUGGAGCAGCGGAAGAGGGUUUCCAUGAUUCUCCAGAGUCCGGCUUUCUGUGAAGAAUUGGAAUCAAUGAUUCAAGAGCAGCUGAAGAAAGGAAAGACUCCAACUAGUCUACUUGCAUUGCAACAGAUUGCUGACUUCAUGACGACAAAUGUGCCUAGUAUGUAUCCUGCUGCACCACAAGGAGGAAUGGCUGCAUUAAACAUGAGUCUAGGAAUGGUUACCCCAGUGAAUGAUCUCCGUGGAUCUGAAUCUGUUGCAUAUGAGAAAGGAGAGAAAUUGCUGCGAUGUAAGCUGGCUGCUUUCCACAGAUUAGCGGACCUCUUUGGAUGGUCACAGCUUAUCUAUAACCACAUAACAGUGCGAGUCAGCUCAGAACAGGAACACUUUCUCAUUGUCCCUUUUGGCCUUCUUUACAGUGAGGUCACAGCAUCAAGUUUGGUUAAAGUUAACCUUCAAGGUGAUAUAAUUGAUCGUGGUUGUACCAAUUUGGGAAUAAACCAAGCUGGCUUUACCUUGCACUCUGCGAUCUAUGCAACUCGGCCAGACGUCCGCUGCAUCGUACACAUUCACACACCAGCUGGGGCUGCAGUGUCUGCAAUGAAGUGUGGCCUGCUACCAAUCUCCCCAGAAGCACUGACCCUUGGAGAGAUAGCUUACCAUGAUUACCAUGGAAUCCUUGUGGAUGAAGGAGAAAAGAUACUAAUACAGAAAAAUCUGGGCCCCAAAAACAAGGUGCUUAUUCUGAGGAACCAUGGUCUUGUUGCCAUUGGAGAAACCAUUGAGGAAGCUUUCUAUUACAUUCACAACCUGGUUGUUGCCUGUGAAAUUCAGGUUCGUACAAUGGCUAGUGCCGGAGGCCCUGACAAUUUGGUUCUCUUGGAUCCUGUAAAGUACAAAGCCAAAUCUCGCUGUCCUGAGUCAUCAGGGGAUGAAAAUAGUUCACAUCCUAAGUGGCUGAUUGGGGAGCAAGAAUUUGAAGCCUUGAUGCGAAUGUUGGAUAACCUGGGUUACAGGACUGGUUAUCCUUACCGUUGCCCAGCUCUGCGAGAAAAAAAUAAGAAUCGCAGUGAUGUUGAGAUUCCGCCCUCUGCCACAGGUUUUACCUUUCCAGAGGACAGUGACUCUAGCUCUCGCUCCCCUCUCAAGCAAAGUUCUCAGAAACAACAGCGAGAGAAGACGAGAUGGCUGAAUGCAGGCAGCACAGGCAGAGUUGAUGAAGUGCCUGAAGAGUCUAGGAAUGGUGGCAGCCCCAAAUCGAAGACUAAGGUGUGGACGAACAUUACACACGAUCACGUGAAACCCUUGCUGCAGUCUCUCUCGUCCGGUGUCUGCGUGCCAAGCUGUAUUUCCAACUGCUUGUGGACAAAAGAUGGUGCUGGUCCAAUUCCCAAUCAGUUUGUGCCACUAAACACUGAUCCACGUGAGUUCAAAGAGAUGAGGAAUAAGAUUCGGGAGCAAAAUUUGCAAGAUAUAAAGACAGCCGGGCCUCAGUCUCAGUUGUUAUGUGGAGUUGUACUGGAUAGGUCUUUUACUCAGGGAGAGCUAGUGACGGCAUCAAAGGCGAUCAUUGAAAAGGAAUACCAGCCACGAGUAAUUGUGAGCACUGCGCCGAAUCCCUUUAAUAAGUUGACGGACCAUGAACUCGAUGAGUAUCGCAAAGAAGUUGAACGCAAGCAGAAGGGACCUGAAGUUGAGAAUGACAAGAUCUCGAAAAUUGGGUCCACUGGAAUGCAUCCUGAUGGCAAGCCAGAUAAUGUGGCAAGUACACCACAAAGACACCCUGUUCUGCAGGAACUAUCUGUUACAGAAGUUGAUCAAACCCAAAGUCAGUCUUCCACGUAUGAAUUUGUAGAUAAUCAAGACAUCACAACUGAAAUACAAUCUUGCACCAACGAACAACGUUCCGUAGAGGCUAAGAGUCCAUGCAGUUACAGGCAGAGCUCUGGACAGACACCACCCACCAGUAUAGGCCACAUCUCCAAGCAAUUCAACCCAGGAGACGAAGAUGCAAAUGAAUCUCUACACAGCGCCAUUGUCAAGGCACUUGCCACUUCUGGUGACCAUAUUCCUUCAUCUGACCCCUUGAACAUUGGCCAGCAGGAGCUUCCAGAGCCCCAGUCAGAGGAGGUGAAAGUCAACGACCAGCAGAGUCCUGCAGACCACUCCCCUACCUGCACACCCCCCAGCACACCCACAAAAGUAGAUGAUGAAUCGCAAAUGGAACAGACACGCAAGGAUGACAGUGCUGCAACUUUCCAACAGUCUCCACCUGAACUCGCCUCUGAUGAGCCCUCGGAAAUACCGACCAUCCAGACCCCUGCAAAAGAGGAGUUGGACAGCCCAAGCAAAGACCUGAGUAGGAAGCUUGAAGAGCUGACCACCACUGAGCAGCAGGAAGAGCCCUCCUCACCCCCUCCUGAGCAGGUGACUUCAUCACCCGUUGAGGAGGUGGUUGAUGCAGCCAGCGACGAGUCUCCCAGCAAGUCACCCUCAAAGAAGAAGAAAAAGUUCCGCACCCCUUCCUUCUUGAAAAAGAAUAAGAAGAAAAGUGAAUCCUAAAGAUCCCCUUUUUUUUAAGCAGAAAAGGCAUAAUGCCCUCGAUUCCAAUUCAUUUCUAGAAUGUACAAGGUUGUAUUGUCUAGUGUUAUAUCUUAAACAAAAACAUCCAUGUAACGGAAUGCAGUGAAAUGUCUAGUAUAGCUCAAAUGAUCUCGAAAGUACAGGACAUCUUUUGACACAAAACAGAGGUGCUAACCUUUUCAGUACAGUAGGUGCAAGCCUUCAAGUGUUUAAUCUCAGCAUGGUUUACCACUUCGAGAUAGAGUUAGAACAAUGAAACCAGAAGAAACCUUUAUAAUGAGAUUAUGUUGUAAUGAUGAAUUAAUUGCUUUGUUGUAAUAUGCAGCUGUUAUAGUGGAGAUAUACAUUUUAACAUGUGUAUGAGAGACAUCCUGCGCAUGACUGUUCAAUACCAGCCAAUUGUGAUGCUGCACACCUUUUUAGCCAGCAAUGUUUAAAGGAAGAUUACUACAUGUAGAUGGCACAGAUUAUGAAUUGCUUACUUCAGAAAAUAAGAAAUGGUCUGGGUUUUGCUGAAUCAUGAGUAUUGUUUUUUUUUCCCCUUUUACAACCCCUUAAGAAAACUUACUGCUAUUGCCUGUUGCAAAUUGUUUCCUUUGGGUGCUUUGACCAAUGCUGCUGCCAUGUAACCCUCUGCUACUUGUUUAAGAGCAUAACAAAGUUAUUGGAGUCUGGUGACUCGUUACCCAACAUUUUGUCACUGCAUCAAUUGUCUGAUACUCUUCUGUUUGUGAAAUACUGCUUAGAUUAAAAUGAAGGAAAAGUUGUGGUUCUAUACAGGAUAAAACAAGUUGCUUGUAUUUAUACAGUGCUUUAUCACAUUCAUGAACCCUCCUUAUUUUGCAGUUCAGUGAUUGUGUAGUCAAAUGUCAUGUAAAAGAUGUCUUGAGUAGAAAUUUGUGAAAUGGCCAGCAUUUUGUCCUUUUAUUUUGUUGAUUAUACAUAGUAUUGAAAAACAUAAACUCAGCAACCAAGUCAUUUGAAAUCAAAUGGAAAAGUUGAAAAGAGAGCUGAUAUUUUUAUCCAGAGUGAGACCUUUCAGUUUUACUGAUGAAGGAACAUAAACUGUAAAUCCUAUCAUUCAUAUGGUCUACUUCAAGAGGCCUUUCCAGUGGGCAGUGCUGUUUGGAAUUUAUCAUCUCUUCUCAUCCCAUCUCCAGCAUUCUUUGAUGUACAACCCUCCACUACAUCCCCAUCCACAAUGACUCGAUCAGGAAGUGGAGCAAGUUUCUGCUGAACUCAGUUUCUCCCUUCUGCUCCCACAGCAGAAUAUUAUGGUACCCCAUGCUGAUCAAAGUUCUUCUCUCACUGCCACCCCCCCCCCCCUUAACCUGGCUUCUAAUUAACCUAGUCACCUUCAUAAAUAGAGAUUCCUUUAUUGUUUAAUUUAAAUGGGAUUGAUGGAAAUUCUACCAGUGUGACAUAACACUGCACCAAAACUGAUAAAAGUUUACUUUGAACUUCAAACCCUUUUUGUUACAGGCAGCGUUGCUCACCACCCCUAGUGGAAAUCCUUCCAUUCCCAUAGGAGGUCUGGAUUGUUGUUUGGUAUUACAUUUGCAGCAAACUUGGAACAGUGAUGAAACCAUCACUUUGCUGAUGUGCAGCUGCUGCCUUUCCUUCUCUCAGUAAGUCUGCAGGUGGGUUGAGGUGGGGCCAAGGUGGAAAUGGUAGCAAAAGUAUAAUGCAAGAAUAGUUUGCAUACAGGUGUGUAAUGAGGACUGCAUGGCAUCACUGGCUUUACGCUUGUAUUUUACCCUUGUAUAACUUCUGUACUCUAAACAAUUUUAAGUUUUCUGUUAAUUUGUUAGAAUUGCCAGACUUAACAAUGUCACCUAUGUUUAGAAUCUCAUUUCAGUUAAUUAUCCUCUACAAAACAUUUCUAAACUUUGAUUUUUAUCCUACGUUUUCAAUUCUUUGUAUUAAAACAAAGAAUUCUAAGUAAAAAAAAUAUUACUUAUGAAAAGAAUCAUAUCUAAUUUUUUUAAGUUUCAUUGUAACAUUUUUUUGAAGUUACUUAAAUAAAAUCCUUUCUUUAAACCCCACAACAUUGUUUAGUUUAUUCAAGAAGGCAGCUCUAUUCAUUGCAGGCUGUCUGUUUCUUCUCGAGUCAUAUACAGUACAGACACUAUCGGCUCUCCACUGUCACACCUUUACUGCAUUUAGAACAUAGGACACUACAGCAGAACAUAGUACAGCCCACAGUGUAUCUCAUUUUAAAAAUUUGCACUGAAACAUGAUGGCUGAAAGGGGAAGUAGCUCUUGCUUUAACUUUUAUACUUUGUUAAAGUGAACAGCCAUCCGUUGGAGGAAUUCAAUGGGUGGAACGGCAUUAGUUGGGGGGAGGAGUGGGGGAGAAGAAAUUGUCUGUUUCUCAUCAAAUCCUUGCAUGAAGACCUCAGUUCCUUUAUUUUCCUUGGGGCAUCACAGUGGUGCAUAGCAGUUAGUGCUAUGCUUUUGCAGUUCAGGGCACUGGAGUUCAGUUCUGACCUCAUCUGGAAGGAGUCUGUAUGUCCUCCCCAUGGAAUGCCUGUGUUUUCUCCAGGUGUUCCAAUUCCCUCCCACAGUCCAAAGAUGUUCUAGUUGGUAGAUUAAUUGGUUAGUGUAAAUUGUGUUGCGAUUGGGCUAGGGUUAAAUCAGGUGUUAGGUUAUAUGGCUUGAAGGACCAGCAGUGCCUAUUCUGUGCUGUAUCUCUAAAUAAAUAAAUUAAGAUUUCAGUCUAAAAUGGAAGUCUGAAAUUAAUAGAAUGCAGUGAUCUCUUCCAUUUUUUUGGCAUUACACUU
Molecule: messenger RNA, 5950 nt
Organism: Hypanus sabinus (Atlantic stingray)
Lineage: Eukaryota; Metazoa; Chordata; Chondrichthyes; Myliobatiformes; Dasyatidae
Gene: add1
Product: adducin 1 (alpha)
Exons: 18
Coding region: 435-3146 (903 amino acids)
Biological process (GO): positive regulation of adherens junction organization; barbed-end actin filament capping; positive regulation of establishment of endothelial barrier
Cellular component (GO): adherens junction; cytoskeleton; plasma membrane
Molecular function (GO): actin filament binding
Source: RefSeq, a predicted model, not a curated record